UACAAUUUAAAAUAACAGUAAAGAUGUUGACCAUCAUUGCUUCCAACUACAAGAAACCUAUUAAGAAAAAAGAAAAACCUACUAAGAGCUCCACAUACUCUUUUAAUAGGCAAACCCAAUUAUAAAGUUCUAUUGGAGACGGUGGACAGGCCAUGGCUACUACUGUUCCUCUCAGCUCACUCUCCCACUUCAUCCAAUCCAGAGGAAGAAGAGACAACUCCAUAUCUUCCGUCAAGAGUCUCCAAAAACGCACAGGUUUGUCUCUCUCUUCUGCGCUCACCUCACAAGGUGCCAGAGACAUGAUUCCACCAGAGGGAAAAAGCGACGAUCGCAACUCUGCCUUUGACUUCAAGUCCUAUAUGAUUAAUAAAGCCAAAUCUGUAAACGCGGCUCUCGACAUUUCAGUACCGCUCCGAGAACCCCUCACGGUCCAGGAGGCCGUGCGGUACUCAUUGUUGGCGGGUGGAAAACGUGUGAGGCCUAUGCUCUGCAUUGCUUCCUGCGAGCUCGUGGGUGGGAACGAGGCUACUGCCAUGCCAGCCGCUUGCGCAGUCGAGAUGAUCCACACAAGCUCUCUUAUUCAUGACGAUCUUCCGUGCAUGGACAAUGCCGACCUCCGCAGAGGCAAGCCAACCAACCACAAGGUAUUUGGAGAAGACAUGGCUGUUUUGGCGGGUGAUGCACUCCUUGCUUUAGCGUUUGAGCACAUGACGGUUGUGUCGAGUGGUUUGGUCCCUCCCGAGAGGAUGAUUCGCGCGGUGGCUGAGCUGGCCAGGGCCAUAGGGACAACAGGGCUCGUUGCUGGACAAAUGAUAGACCUAGCCAGCGAAAGAUUGAAUCCACACGACGCUGGAUUGGAGCGUCUAGAGUUCAUCCACCUCCACAAAACAGCGGCAUUGUUGGAGGCUGCGGCGGUGUUAGGGGUUAUAAUGGGAGGUGGAACAGAGGAAGAGAUCGAGAAGCUUAGAAAGUAUGCGAGGUGUAUUGGGCUACUGUUUCAGGUGGUUGAUGAUAUUCUCGACGUAACGGAAUCUACUGAGGAAUUGGGUAAGACCGCCGGAAAAGACUUAAUGGCCGGAAAGCUGACCUAUCCAAGGCUGAUAGGUUUGGAGAGAUCGAGGGAAGUUGCAGAGAAGCUGAGGAAAGAAGCAGAGGAACAGGUUUUAGGGUUUGAUUCCGAAAAUUCAGCGCCUCUGGUGGCUCUUGCUAGUUACAUUGCUUGCAGACACAACUGAUACUUUUCAUGGACUGAUCAUAUCCUCAAUGGCCGUAUAGUUCGAUCUGUGGUCUUGUAUCUUGUGAACCGUUUAAGUUGUGACCAUCUCUCUGUGCUUUCACGUUGUACUUUAGUAUUGUGUUUUUUGAAUCUUAAUAUUGUAAUGUUUAGAAUUUAUCAAUAAAGAUUGCUCAUGGAAUAAAA
Arabidopsis lyrata subsp. lyrata is the source of this 1420-nucleotide messenger RNA. RefSeq names its product geranylgeranyl pyrophosphate synthase 3, chloroplastic. Gene Ontology annotation, molecular function: geranylgeranyl diphosphate synthase activity. Bases 153 to 1235 code for a protein of 360 amino acids. The record is from RefSeq and is a predicted model, not a curated record. NCBI's taxonomy places the organism in Eukaryota, Viridiplantae, Streptophyta, Magnoliopsida, Brassicales, Brassicaceae. Gene Ontology annotation, biological process: isoprenoid biosynthetic process. The transcript has 2 exons.